UCGCUCAUAUUUCCAAAUCAUUUUUUUACAAAUUUCGUACAACGUACUCAAAAUAAGAACAUUUUUGUUCUAAGUUUAAAACGGCCAACAAAAAAGGCUUGGAGCUCAAACAUCAGUUACCAAAAAAAACAUAUUUAAAAACCACCAACGGCAGUAAAACAGAUAAACACAUGCAUAUUCUCUAGAAAAACGUAGAAAAAAAACUCUUAUCAAAAUUUUAUUAUCAGACAUAAUAACUCAGUCAAUAAAAAUUGAUGCGAAAGCAAAGAAAGUUUAUGCCCCAUCCAUCCAAGAAGCCAUCCGGCGAACCCGUGGCCAGCAGAAGCUCUGGCAGUCUGAAUAUUUUCAGGCCUUAUAACGGCAUGUGCAAGGCUGUUCUUCAUCCUACACCUACCAACCCAAGAUAACCGACAACAUGUGGACCCGAACACGACUUGCUUUGCGAAGCAUUGCUAGAUCGGAAAGCUUGAACGGAAAGCGCAGCAGCAUGAAGGAGCAGCUGUCGGCCAAGCAGAACGAGCGCAGUGAGAAGAAGAAAAAGAAGCUGGCUGCGCUGGCGAAUCUGAUGGAGCUGAACGACAGGGAUCGAUUGCACGAGGCGGAGUUGGCCAAAAAACAGGAUGCCGACGAGGCCGAGGCAGAGGAGAAGAGCCCAACUAAAGCGCAGGACGAGGACGAUGGCUUUGUAACGGUUUCCAACAAGCGGAAGUCCCGCAACCGCCUUACAAUCCGAAAUAAUCCAGACCAGGAGACGGAAUCAGGAGGAUCUUCACAGACUGCGACGACGACCGAUUCCGUAGAUACCGAUGCGCCCGCUGCAAAGAGAAGUCGCAAACACGAGGCUGGAGGUGACACCCUGCCCGAAGGAAACUGUUCCCUGUCCGAGGAGCAGUACAAACAGCUGUCGGCGGAGUUGCGCCGUCGCAAGCGGCAGCUCGAGGAUGUGCCCGGCCUGCGACUGCGGGAGAUGGGACAGCGUGCCUCUCUGGAGACACCCCAGGACGCACGCACACCUAUCUUUCUGGCCGACAUCCAGCACCUGCUGAUGUCCGCUCUGAUUGGCCAGAAGAGUCCCUGCCGACCGGAUCGGUGGUGCAGUGUGGAGAAGUGGGUCAGCCUGUCGCACAGCGUGGUUGUGAUCCUGGAGGGACUUUCUCUCUACCACUACCUGUCUAACGAGAGCCGGUUUGAGGCCACCAACAGAAUAUUCAACACAAAGCUGGAAAUGCUUCUUCCGCCCAAGGAAGAAGGUCAAAUAAUCGACGAAAUAGCCAAGAUUCCCCUCACCAAUGUGCAGGCUCGCAAGUUGAUCGACGAGCACGGUUCGCUGGAGUCGGCCGUUGAGCUGAUCAAGGAUCCCACGCUGUUUGUCAAGACCAUCUUUCCCAUCGAAAGCAGGGCGCCGGAGCCGGAUGGCCUGCAUGAGGACGACAAGUUCCCGCGCACCAAGCUCCUGCUCUCCGCGUUGCAAUUGGUCGAUGAGGGUUAUCCCAUUCCAAUGCAGGGCGAACUGCACAAUCGCUUCCAAAACUUCAAGAUGACUAAGGAAUCGUACGCGCCGGUGACCAACCGCAGUCCCAUGUUCGGUGUUGAUUGUGAGAUGUGUCAGACGGAGGCGGGGGUCAACGAGCUGACCCGAAUCUCCAUUGUAAACGAAAAGUACCAGACCGUUUACGAAACACUGGUGAUGCCCAACAACCGGAUCACCGACUAUCUGACCCAGUACUCGGGCAUCACCGAGGACAUUAUGAAGAAGGUGACCAAGCGGCUGAAGGAAGUGCAGAGGGAGGUAUCUGCCCUGCUGCCCUCUGAUGCCAUCCUGGUGGGGCAGUCGCUGAACUCCGAUUUGAACGCGAUGCGAAUGAUGCAUCCGUACGUGAUCGAUACUAGUGUGUGCUUCAACAUCUCGGGCGUGCGGCGGCGCAAGAGCAAGCUGAAGCACCUGGCGAAGACCUUCUUGAAGGAGGAUAUUCAGGAGAACGACGACGGUCACGACUCCAUUGAGGAUUCUCGUGCCACGCUAAAGCUCGUCAAGACAAAGCUGGCCAACAGCAUCGAGUUCGGCGACGAGAUCCUCUUGCAGCAGAAGCGAUUGCAGGAGCUGUUGAACGCUUCCAGCGGAGAUACCAUCAGCAAUAACCUAUUUGCCCAUGUGGCCAAGCGGGAUAAGCGAACGGCCAUCGUGACAGUCGGCGAUUUGGAGCCCCGUCUUAAGGAAGUCAUCGAAAAGGCAGGAGAGGCAGCUCCCAAGGAUAACAGCCGGGCGGUGCGUAUCCACGAGGUUUCGACGCCCAAGGAAGCUGUGCGCAAGGUCAACGAAAUUGCACUUGAAAAUGCCCUCACCAUUACGAAUCUGCGCGUGGCGGAGCAGGAUUUCGUAUUGGAGAGCGCAGAGCGAAAUGUAGCGAAACUGGACAAGACCAUCGAACGCCUGUGGAAUACGGUGGCGCACAACGGACUCUUCCUCGUCCUAAUGGGCGGAUCCACAGAGUGCACCAAGGGCGUGGCCAAGAUAGCCAUUAAAAGGCUAAACGGAACGGAACAGACCAGCGCUCCCAUCGGAAGCUAGAAAUCCAAUAAUAAAAUGGCUUCUUUUAUUCACUACUGCACGAUUCCACCUGCCGCUCGAAAAAGAAACCCAUCCGGUUUUUGGAGUCACCGAAGGCUGAAAGGAAUCCCAACGCAGUAUCAAUUUUGGCCUAUCAUCCCCAAGACAUGACCAAGCAUUUCUUCACUGCGCGCCCUCUGAAAUUCACUUCAUGCAACUAUGCGUCAAUGAAAAACUGUCAAAUUUAUAAAAAGUCCCAAAAAACGAAUAAUAAAAAUUUUAUUUGAUUUAA
Molecule: messenger RNA, 2840 nt
Organism: Drosophila ficusphila
Lineage: Eukaryota; Metazoa; Arthropoda; Insecta; Diptera; Drosophilidae
Gene: Rexo5
Product: small RNA degrading nuclease 5
Exons: 4
Coding region: 416-2569 (717 amino acids)
Cellular component (GO): nucleus
Molecular function (GO): nucleic acid binding; exonuclease activity
Source: RefSeq, a predicted model, not a curated record